AUGCGGCUACUGUACACGACAAGCGAUGGACACUUCAGAUUCACAAAGGACAUCAUCCGCGUCGAAGAUCUACCUCCUUAUGCGAUACUGUCGCACACCUGGGGGGAUGAAGAGGUGGUCUUUGACGACGUGAAAAACCUUACUAGUAGUCAAAACCUUGCGGUCGUGGAUGCAGCGAUCGCAACAAGAGGAGACGGUUGGAAAAAGCUUCACUUCUGCGCAAAACAGGCAAAGUCAGAUGGCCUAGAACAUUUCUGGGUAGAUACUUGCUGCAUUGACAAGGCAAACAACACAGAGUUAUCCGAGGCGAUCAACUCUAUGUUUCGCUGGUAUCAAAAAGCUGACAAGUGCUAUGCUUUCCUAGCAGAUGUCGAGGGGAAGGCUUCGAAGGAAGAUUGGAGACCGUCCGCAACAUGGAAGGCAGCCUUCAGAACGAGCAGAUGGUUUACCCGGGGCUGGACGCUUCAGGAGCUUCUAGCCCCGCAUUCCGUCGAAUUCUUUUCCAAGGAUGGGGUACGUUUAGGAGAUAAAGACUCGCUCAAAUACACCAUCCAUGAGGUGACAGCGAUACCUAUCGAAGCUUUGUCAGGAACUGAUAUGUCGAAAUUCGAAGUUGCCGAACGCCUUUCUUGGGCACGGGAUCGACAGACCACACGCGAAGAAGAUGGGGCCUACUGUCUUCUCGGUAUCCUCGACUGCUACUUACCGCUAAUUUAUGGCGAGGGAAAAGAGAGUGCGUUGAGGCGACUCAGGAGGAACAUUCGGGAAAGGUCUCCGAAUGUCGCAGAUGCCUCAAUGGACGAUUCUGAGACUGAUGAACGAGGCCGAGAAACAAGACUCCAGAACAUACGCAAAUGGGUUUCGGCUCCCGAUCCAUCCACGAAUUAUCACAAAGCUCACAAGCAGCGACAAGCGGGGACAGGACUAUGGAUACUAGAAAGUGCAAAGUUCAAGAAAUGGAAAGAGGGCAAAGCGUCGCGGAUGUGGCUGUAUGGGAUCCCAGGGUGCGGAAAGACGAUUCUAAGCUCUACAAUUAUCGAGCAUUUGCUGCAGCACUGCGAUGAAGAUGCUCGUGAAGUCACGGUAUACUUCUACUUUGACUUCAAAGAUGUACAGAAACAGGAUCCAGAGUCGAUGCUUCAUUCAUUGCUCAGUCAACUUCUGCAGUGUUCGGUCGCCAUACCUAAGGAAGUUGACGAGUUGUUUUCAUCAUGCGGAAACGGACAACAGCAACCAUCGUUGCCAGCACUUCUCAAUGUCGCACCGCAGGUGAUCCGACAAUUCACGCAUGUCUACAUCGUCCUCGAUGCGCUCGAUGAGUGUACGAAACGCACAGAGCUAACAGACAUACUGGAGACGUUGAUUGGGUGGCAGCUCGGUAUUGUGCAUCUGCUUAUGACCAGCCGAAGAGAACGGGAUAUCGAGACGUUCUUAGGCAAUCAUGUCACAAGAGAAGGCAUUAUCAGUCUUCAGAAAGAUGUAGUGGACAAGGACAUAUUACGAUACGUUCAGCAGCGGCUGGUCGAUGAUCAGGACCUGGCGAAAUGGAACAAGGACCAGGAUACUAUGCAAGAGAUCGAGAUAGCAUUGAUGCACGGAGCCCGGGGGAUGUUUCGCUGGGCUGUCUGCCAGCUUGACACACUAGCAAAGUGUCGCAAUCUGGCGAUGUUACGACAGGCGCUCGCAGCAUUACCGCAGACUCUAGACGAGACAUACGACCGUAUCCUAGCUUCGAUACGCGAGGUGGAUCGCGUGUAUGCGAUUAGAAUAUUCCAGUGGUUGACCUUUUCUACCAGGCCGAUUUCUAUUGAAGAAGUUGCUGAAGUGGCCGCUAUUGACGUGGCGCGAGAACCAAUGAUCGACCGCGACGAGGUGCUAGUAGAUCCACUAGAAGCGUUGGAGAUAUGCUCUAGCCUGGUCACUCUUUCGACAAAAGAGGUGAAAUGGUUGAACAGGCCUUCCCAGCGGAUCAUCACUCUAGCACACUACUCAGUUCAGGAGUAUCUUGUGUCAGACCGAAUCAAGCAUGGGCCAGCAAAGCAUUUUAGUAUGCAGGAGAAGGAAUGUCACGAAGCGAUUGCCAAAGGUUGCUUGGGGUACUUGAGUCAGUACCAGUAUCCAAUCACUCAACAUCUCCUAGAAAAUCAUAUGCUCGCACGGUACUCAGCAGAGUUCUGGCAUCGCCAUCUUCAGAAAAUAGUAGACAAGACGGAAGAAGUGAAUCGAUUAGCGAUGAGUCUGUUCAGCACGAAGACAGCAGGAUUUCUCACUUGGAUCCGCCUUUACAAUCCAGAUUACCUCCAAAGUUCACCAAAUCUGUCGAAAAAGCUGGAUAGUAUAGCCUCGCCCCUUUAUUACGGAUCCCUGCUGGGCCUCGAUACAAUUGUCACAUUGCUGCUGAAACAGAAUGCCAGAGUCAAUGCGCGGGGCGGAUCGUACGGCACCGCGUUGCAGGCAGCCUCAGCCAACGGCCACACGUCAGUAGUGAAGCUGCUGAUUGACGCGGGCGCCGACGUCAACGCGACUGGUGGAGAAUACCGUAGCAUAUUGCGUGCUGCACUCGGACGCGCACAUGAAGAUACGACCAGGACUCUCCUCGAAAGAGGUGCCUACGUUGGUCUGGACAAGCAACUAAAGGGUGCUCUACAUCAUGCUGUCAGCGGUACAGGAUGCACAGCCUCGAUGGCUGAAAUGUUACAACAACAUGGUGCUCCCUUGGACACGACCGACGUCGAUAAUAUGACGCCGUUGCAUUACUGUGUAAAGUUUGGCCACAGAGCCAUUGCAACGCAACUCCUCGACGCCGGGGUUCCGGUUGACAUCAGGGUUCGUCGGCGAGCAUGGCCACACAGAGUUGGCAAAUUAGACCCCGUUACAACCCAAGCUAUUACUCCAGUCUCGUCAACUAGUACACGCGGGCUAACUCCUCUACACUUCGCAGCUUUGAUCGGCGAUGCUACCAUGGUCGGGUUCCUUCUUGAGCAUGGCGCUGAUUCUAAUGCUCUUUCUGAGUACGACGAAACCCCUUUACAUCUUACCUUGCGCACAACACUAUCUGGAACGACGUACGCUGAUGAUUGGACCAAUGGAUCUCUCAGGGUAGAAGAUCGGCUUGCAAUGCAAAGUCCCGAAAGUCGUUCUCUUACACAGGAUGUGUCUGGUGUCGGUCUCGCACGUGGGAAUGUGAUCGAUGCAUUGCUAGCAAGUCCCAAUAUCUCUCUUAGUGUGAGGGAUCGCGAAGGGGAUACCCCGUUACACUGCAUCCGGUACAACGAACCGGAAAGUGCGGCUUCCAUUCGCAAGUUGAUAUCCAGAGGCGCGGAUCUUUCGUGCCGUAACUCUUGCCAGCAAACCCCACUACAUCUUGCUAGCAAAGCUGGCGAUCUUGAGUCAGUCGAAGCACUGCUCAGUAUGGGUGCGAAGGUGACAUUGACCGACAUGCAUGGUCUCAAUGCCUUCCAUUACGCAGCCCAAAGUCCAAAUCGAGAUACCAUGAUCGCCAUUCUCGACACCGAAGAAGCAAGAGCAGUCAACCUAAUAACGUCGAGGGAUGCGUAUGGGCAAAAUGUGCUACACCACACCUUUUUUGAUCGCGACAGAAUCCAGGGCGAGAAGAUACGUUGGCUACUUGAUCAGGGUGCGGACGGUGCCCAGCUUGAUGACUCCGGAAUGUCACCUAUAGGAAGCUAUAUUACGCAGUCUGCCUGGGAAAUUGACUUGGACAUCUUGAGAUCGGCUCUUUCGUUCCACUACAUUGCGUCAUCUCUCGACCAACAAGGGGGAACCCUUGGACACCUGCUCGCUGCAUCGUCUAACUUUAGGUUAGACCUACUGGAAGUCCUUCACAUGCACCAUGUCAGCCUAGCGGCGAGGGACUAUAAUGGACGGACCGUAAUUCACUACGCUGCCACACACGGUCGUCUUACCAAAGACACGGCGUACUUCCUCACCAACGUUGCCGGGAUCCAUCCAGAGUGGGAAGAUAAUCGUGGUCGUACCGCGUGGGAAUAUGCUAGCAAGGCAGGUGAAGAAGAGCGCAAGAAGGAAAGGGAGCGAGGCCAAAAGAGCGAUCACGAGAGCGACAACCACAGUGACACUGACAGCGUUGAGGACAUAAGUCUACGAUGGGAGCAGAGCGCGGCUAUUUUGUUGGGGUAUCGCUCGACUACCAUGAACGAUUCCGCCAUGUCCACCGUGCUUGCUAUUCGCCCGCCCGAGUUAUUGGACGAUUCGUCGAUGAAAACUACUGAGACGACAAAUUCUUCACUUUUCUGUGGAACCUGGGCAGAAAUUUUGGAGAAUAGGUGA
This is a messenger RNA of Alternaria infectoria, 4308 nucleotides long. RefSeq lists its product as uncharacterized. The coding region runs from base 1 to 4308 and encodes 1435 amino acids. Gene Ontology annotation, molecular function: protein binding. The record is from RefSeq and is a predicted model, not a curated record. The transcript is spliced from 2 exons. Lineage: Eukaryota; Fungi; Ascomycota; Dothideomycetes; Pleosporales; Pleosporaceae.